AUAGGGCCAAAGAAGUAAACAGUUCCUGUGUUUUGAUUUGCAGGAUUCACUUACAUCUAACAAAAUAUUAAAAAAUUCAUUUCUAGUUGCUUUGUAGGAACGUUCCUAAUUAUUGUGUUAUCACUUUAAACUUUACGGUGAAGUUUCAGCAAUUGCAAAAUCAGUAACGAAGUAUGAGCUGAAUUUAGUAAAAACAAAACUCAUCAAUGAAUCAACUCACGAGAACUGAAACUCUUUCCCCGGUCGAAGAAGAGAUGGGGGAAAAUUCCGCAACCAUUCACAGAUGCAACCUAUGCGCAGCAUCCUUUCACACCAGGGCCCUCCUGGCACGUCACACUAUUCAAUUACACAAGGCAACUAAAAAAUUCCGCUGCACGCAGUGUAGUGCGUCAUUCAACUCGCAGAAGAACGUUAGUCUGCAUCGUGCAAUCCACGGCCCAAAGCCGUUCAAAUGUCCCAAAUGCAUGAUCAUUUUCCGGCGCUACGCUACCUUAGUAGGCCACAUCGAACGGCACUACGUUCCGGAGGAUCACGUGUGUGUGGUGUGCAAUCGAGAGUUUCCAACGGUUGAUGAUUUGAAGGCUCAUGUGUAUGAAGGUCAUGAAACCGAUAAAAUUCAAAUGCUGCCAAGAAAGAAAGCGAAAACUGCCGGUGCGAAGACCUACCAGUGCACAUUUUGCGAGAAUAAAGUAUUUACCAAACUAAGUUUGCUUGAAAGGCAUUUUCUUAUACAUACAAAGCAGAAACCUUUUGUUUGUAACAUUUGUGGCAAAUCCUUCAAUCAAAAGAGCAGUCUCAAAACUCAUUCACUUACUCACGAUGAUAUUCGAGAUUUCGUUUGCCUGCUCUGUGGUUUGAAGUUUUCGCAGAAAACAAACCUUAGAGUACAUACCCUUAGGGUUCACCCGAAGAAAAAUGUUCCACUCUCGGACCGACUGCCAUGUCCAUACUGUCCAUGCAUUUUCAAAAAAUUGGGCAGUUUGAAUGCACACAAGACGAAAAUUCACGCUGCCAUACUAUCGAACCCGGUUCGAUUGAACGAGGACUCAACAAAUAAUCAAGAAAGUUUAAAACAAGAGGCACCGAUUAUGCAACCACAAUCACCACCUGGAAUAAUUUACAAAUGCGAAACUUGCGAAAUCAAUUUUCACGAUAUGGCACAGCUGGAAAAGCACUUGAAUCGACACUCGAGAAACACGAACAUCACUAAUGAGAGGACUCAACUUCAAACGCCGGAGAUUAUCCGACCCAUAGUAGCCAACCGGAGUCAGUCACAUAUGCAAGGUGUAAAUGAACAGCGUCGUUUUAGUUGUGAUAUUUGCUCGGCUGCCUUCAAAAAGUCCAGCCACCUUAAACAGCAUGUCAAGUCUCAUUACGGUAUCAAAGGCAAUCGGUGUGAAAUUUGCGACAAAACUUUCACUACCAGUCACACACUGAAAGUGCAUCGGAACAGUCACUGCCAAAACUCCCAAUUGCAUUACAAGUGCGAGCAAUGUCCAACCCGGUUUAGUCUGCUGUCCAGUCUUCGUCGGCACACGAAACUGCACGACAAUCCUGACCGCAGUUUCAGCUGCCCGUUCUGCAAACGUGCCUUCAAAUGGUACCAAAACUGCAAAACUCACAUCAGAAAGGUUCAUCCUGAGGAGGCCAAAAAUCUCAGCGAACGGUUAAGCCCACUUGCAACUCAUGGGGGACAGACUGAAGCGAUACAAUUUGAAGAACUGGCAGCUGGUGAAACUAUGAUCGACCUGAGGAAUUUACCAGAAAAUGUCGGCAUUGUCGACAUUAGCAACCUCGGGAAUUGUAUUGUACGAAUAGAUGAUCAAUUGUACGAAAUACCGUUUCAAAUAGAAGCCAACGACGUGGGGGAAGGCUUCCUGCCAAUCAGUUUUCAUGAAUCCUCAGCUAGAGAACAUUCCGAACAACAAGAAUCUAGAUUAGAUUCAUCCGUGCCAACCGAUAAUAUUGUUCUGGAAGCAUCAGACGAAACCGUUUUUCAAUACAUUUAUGAGUCUGCCGACGAAAUUCCACAAGAUAUUGUCAACCAACAGCGUCGAGCAGUUUCGGAUCCCGACAGAUCUAAAUCCGUCGGUGCCCCAACUAGAUCAAAGCAACGAAAAAUAACCAGCAAAAAUGAACAGGAUCUUUUCGGUGAAACCAUUGAAGCGGGAAAGAAAUGCUACCAUUGCAAGGCUUGCGAGAAACCAUUCAAAAAGCCGGCGGAUCUACGACGGCAUAUUCGGACACACACGGGCGAACGUCCCUUCCACUGUUAUCUUUGCUCGAAGAGUUUCACCCUGAAGGCGAUUCUCCACGUGCAUAUGAAAACUCACGAUCUCAAACGGGAAGCUAUCAUUUGUCCUGAACCGGGCUGUGGCAGAAAAUUUUCCAGCAAAACCAGCCUAGAUUUACAUCAUCGCAUUCAUACAGGGGACCGCCCAUUCCGGUGUACGGUUUGCACGCUCACCUUUCGCACCUCUGGCCAUAUGCAGGCGCAUAUGACGUCCCAUUCGCGGCUGACUGCGCGGCAGGAGCAGGACAAUGCGGAACUCCGUUACGAACGCUAGUUUUCAUCACUUACUGCUCGAAACUAUCUGUGAUAAAGUGAAAAGUAAUUUUCAUUAUAGUUUAUGAAUUGGUAGAAUCUAGUUUAUUGCAUAAAUAUUUUGAUGCGGCCACUAUUAAACAUAAAAGACAUCUAA
Molecule: messenger RNA, 2702 nt
Organism: Wyeomyia smithii (pitcher-plant mosquito)
Lineage: Eukaryota; Metazoa; Arthropoda; Insecta; Diptera; Culicidae
Product: zinc finger protein 236-like
Exons: 5
Coding region: 207-2567 (786 amino acids)
Cellular component (GO): nucleus
Source: RefSeq, a predicted model, not a curated record